This is a messenger RNA of Zea mays, 1022 nucleotides long. RefSeq names its product selT-like protein. Gene Ontology annotation, biological process: cell redox homeostasis. Lineage: Eukaryota; Viridiplantae; Streptophyta; Magnoliopsida; Poales; Poaceae. Gene Ontology annotation, molecular function: thioredoxin-disulfide reductase (NADPH) activity. The record is from RefSeq and is marked validated. Gene Ontology annotation, cellular component: endoplasmic reticulum membrane.
AUCUUCCUAUGGUCGUCGUCGUCGUCGUCGUCGGAGACGUCCUCGAGUCCCCCUCCCCUCCCCUCCCCCCCGGCCCCGCCGAAGAGGAGCAGCGCAGCCGCGAUGGACCGCGUCCAGCUCGUGCUCCUCGGCCUCCCCAUCCUCCUCUUCUGCUCCGACGUCGUUACCCUCUUCGCGCCUCUCCCGCCGCCGGGCCCCGGGCCCGACAGGGGCCCCCACGCUUUUCAGCCCGGCGCCGAAUCCUCCUCCGCCGCCGACGCUUCCGCACAUGUGGAGCCACAGGUGGACGGAACUGGCUCCGGCACCACCGUCGACUUCAAGUUCUGCGCCUCCUGCUCGUACAGGGGAACUGCAAUGACCAUGAAACGGAUGCUGGAAACCUCCUUUCCUGGGAUCCAUGUUGUCUUGGAAAAUUAUCCUCCGCCGUUCCCCAAACGCGCUCUCAGUAAAGCUGUACCCCUUCUUCAGUUCGGCGCGAUGGCAACAUUAAUGGCCGGUGAUCAGAUCUUCCCCAGGUUUGGAAUGGUCCCGCCUCCUUGGUACUACUCACUCCGCGCUAAUAGAUUUGGGACCAUGGCGUCAAUCUGGCUGUUUGGCAAUUUCGCCCAUUCAUUUCUACAGAGUUCUGGUGCCUUUGAAGUUUAUUGCAACGGGCAACUGGUUUUCUCCAAACUGUCUGAGCAGAGGUUUCCUAGUGAACUUGAGCUACAGGAGCUCAUUGGCAGUAGGAUACCGGAUUCUCAGAUUGUAGAAAAUCUGGAAAAAGAUCUGGUCCUAGAAAAAGAUCUGGUCUUAGAUGAUGUUGAUGCCGAUGAUGCCAUGAGAGACUAGCUUCGCCUGUUUGUUUGUUACUAAAUAGACAGAACUUGAGAGUUUCACAACUUAAUUGUCAAAAACAUAUUGCCUUAUAAUUUGCACUUUAUUUUCCUCAAUUAUGUACAUAUUUAUACCAUAGUUAUGUAAUAUCUAUUGAAGUCGUCAAGUCAGAACUUUCACAGAUUGCAAUAGCUCAUUAAAAAGGG